UUUGAAGCAACCUGCCCGGUUUUUUAGUGGGCGACAGCGACAACAAUAAAAAGUUAAUUUUGAUAUUAAUUUUAAAAUGAAUGAUGAGGAAAAUAAAGUAAAUCGUGCCAAUAUCAUUCAUUACUCCAUUGAGACGUACUUUAUCUGGUUCAGUGCCUUAAUUUUUGUGACUGAACUCAUAACAGAUCUGUGCCUUGUAAUCUACUAUUUUCACGAGGGUCAGCUGCAAUGGGCCACAGUCACACUCACCAUAAUCAUUGUGCCACAAAUUCUGUGCCAAAUAUACUCACUUGUUUUGCUACGCUCGGAGGAGCAGACGAUUUCCGGGAAUGUUGUCUUUUGGCAUCUCUGUCUUAUGGGGAUCCCAUAUAGGUACCACAAUAUCCUUCGAACUAUAGAAAAGGGACCAAUUCAGGAAGUUGAUGUGAUUCGAUACAAGAUCCGUGAAGUAAAUGCCAUUCAAACUGUGAAUUCUGUCCUUCAGUACUGCCCCCAGUUCAUCUUCCAGUCUUUCCUCAUCAUUCAUCGAAAGUACAAGUGUGUCAUAACAGGAGUUUCAGCUGGGUUGUCGGGCUUCUCUUUUCUCUGGCACAUGUUCAUUCACUUCUUUUACCUAAUUAAACGCUACAAUGAGGAUUUAAUAGCCCCCGAAGCUCCCUGUACGCCGCGAAUCAUUGAUAAUCUUUCCCCUCAAUCGGGGGAUGCUCCUCCUGGGCAAGAUGUGGCUACACUACGGGAGAAUUUCAAGGACUUCGAAAAGCCCCUCUACAAUACAGAUGACAAGAAUUUAAUGGGCAAGAAGGCAGUGGCGAAGAAUGUGGAAAAGAACAAAAUAUUCAGCUUCAAUAAGCGAAAGCCCAUCUACGAAAGGGAUGAUUUUGAUCUCUAUGGGCACAACCAAUCCACCGUAUUCUGCGAAAUUGACGAUAGUGUUGUGUCGGAAAAAUUUCCAGCACAGGCCAAUCUCAAGGAAGCCAAUAACUGGACAAAACUGGAAAAGGAACUCUCCAGUAGCUGUGAUACCCUCAAGCAAUACCAUUCCACGGAUAAACUCACGGAAUCAUCGGAUAAAGCCACCAAAUCCAGCACCCCAGUCGCCGAUUGCCAAGGAAACUUUGGGCUAAAGCGCAAAGGAAUUUGCUCAUCGCAGGAAAUGCUGCAUCUUGUGGAUCUCAUGAAUGAGAAUCUCUCAGCUGAGCAGGUCGACAUCCUGGCCAAGAGUCUCAUUGAAUUGGGUCCAGAGGAAAGUAUUGUGAAUCCAUCGUCCGAUAGUGGGGAGUUGGACAGCAGUAAACUCCUCGAGGUAUUCCCAGAGGUGGUGGAUGAGAGCACACAGAGCUCCAUCCUGGAGAACAUUGACGCUGCCAUCUAUGAGAAUCAAAUAAUCUUCCAGGAGCGCAUAAAGAAGAACCAGCUGACAAUACAAAAUCUCAAGCUACAGGAUCAAAUUCUCUCAAAUUUCAUUGAGACUCAGCGCUUUAAUAGCGAUGAAUUGCUCAGCACGCGUGACUACGAGAACAUGUGCGUGGUGAACAUCAAUAGAUCCAAUCGUGGGAUGAAGCACUGGCGCAACUACCUGCAGGACAUCGAUGCAAAUGUCCACGAUAACUCCACAGUACUCAAUAGUAGCUUCUUCGUCACCACCACGACAUCGGCAACGGAUGAUUUGUACAUUCAUGAAAAUCAUUCAGCCCUCGCGGAUGAUGGGAGUAAGUCCGUGGAAUCGGAGAAGAGUGCAAAAGGUAGUGAUGCUUGUCGUGAGGUAGCAGGAGGUGGACGCAAAACGGUGCGAUGGUGCAAUAAAGUCUCCGUGGAGAACUAUUCAGCAUCCAGCAGUGAUGAUAGCCAUCAUGUGGACAGUCGUCUUGUGGAGACAAUCAACAAGAUCAACGUAGACUCCCCCAUUAAGCAUCUUACGCCCGUCAAUCCAAUGGAUAGUAUUACGGAGAGCAUUCACACAUUUGAGGAAUCCCACUAGCUGCCACCCUCUCUCCAUCACCUUCUCACGCUCCUCCGGAAGCCAUCCCUUGCCAAGCCAUGAGGCAAUCAGUAUAUUAGUUUUUUUUAACUCUUUUUUUUAUUUACUAUUUGUAGUAUAUUACUACACAGCCACAUUUUAUAAUAAAAAAAAUAGUUUUUUAGAAAUUUUAUUGUUUUUCACGAAGAAGAAUGUAAAAUGGGGUGAAUAGGAUGUGUACUGCACAGAGUUUUGUGGCUCUAUUUGUGAGUUGUAUUCACCCCAUUUUGCCGCACGCGAAGAUCUUUAUUCCUUCGCAAAUAAAAUCACGCAUAAAUUGAUAUUAUUAGUGAUAAGAUUAUGUAGUAUUGCCAAUUCCAUUUUUUAUAUAUAUUCCCCUCAAUACAUAUAUCUAGGUAUAUAAUCUUUUUGAUAAAACUAUAUACAAUUACAAUUUAAAUAUAUAUUUUGUGUAUCCACCCACGAUAUGAAAGAAUUCAUUAUUAAGAAAACAAAAUAAUUAUCACAAUGUGAGAGAUUUUUUUUUUUUCAAAUAAAUAUGCACGAAUCAAAA
Molecule: messenger RNA, 2531 nt
Organism: Lutzomyia longipalpis
Lineage: Eukaryota; Metazoa; Arthropoda; Insecta; Diptera; Psychodidae
Exons: 5
Coding region: 77-1978 (633 amino acids)
Cellular component (GO): membrane
Source: RefSeq, a predicted model, not a curated record